Molecule: messenger RNA, 1377 nt
Organism: Cricetulus griseus (Chinese hamster)
Lineage: Eukaryota; Metazoa; Chordata; Mammalia; Rodentia; Cricetidae
Source: RefSeq, a predicted model, not a curated record
AUGGAGGGUGGUCCAGAGCAACUGCAUCUGGCUAAGGCAAUAGGGGAGGCAGGGGAUGGGCGGGCCUUGGCUGAAAUCCAGGAGUUGGCUCUGAAGUGGUUCAUGGAGACACAGGCACCCUCUAUCCUGCAGAAUGGAGCUCUGCCCCCCUGGUUUCAUGGAUUCAUCACCCGCAAGCAGACAGAGCAGCUACUCAGGGACAAAGCUCUUGGUUCCUUCCUUGUCCGCCUCAGUGAUCGGGCCGUCGGCUACAUCUUGUCUUACAGGGGUAGUGAUCGAUGCCGUCAUUUUGUUAUCAACCAGCUCCGAAAUCGACGCUACCUUGUCUCAGGAGACACCCUCAGCCACAGCACUCUGGAUGAGCUCUUACGCCAUUACCAGGAGGUGCAGCUUGAGCCUUUUGGGGAGACCCUUGCUGCUGCUUGCCCACGGCUAGAGGAAAAUGACCUGUAUGAUGCUGUCAACACCGGUUUCCAGCAGACUAAUAUGGAAAAUCCAGCUGCCAUGGAAUUUCCCACUGUGGUUGCUGACAAGACCACCAGCCCCCGCCUUCCUGCAAAGCCUCAGGUCUCCUUCCUGCACACCAAGAAAGACCUGGAUGUGAAUUCCUGGACUCUCUUGAAAGAGGAGAAUGUGGAGGCACACAUUCGAGUGCCCCCUAUUCCUCAGAGGAGUCCCUCUUUUCUGGAUGAGCCUUCUGCAGGCCCCAAUGACAUCAUUUACGCAGACUUGAAGAAGAUGAACUUGGCACAGCAAGGCCUGGGCACAGAUAUGUGUGGCAGGCACAGGCUACCUCCAGCUGGCUGCCUGGCUUGUUCUCCAGGCAGGAAGUCCUCAAAGAAACUCUCAGAUGAAGACCAGAGCAACCCUAAUAGUCCAGAGCCUGCUCCAUCUGGGGUGAAGACAGACCAGAAUGCUACCAUGCCUUAUGCUUCCUUGGGAUUCUCCCUACCCCCCAAUUCUGAGGCCGUGGGAUCACAGCCUACUAGUUGGAGGCAGGGGUUUCUAAAGUUGAGCCACGAGGCUCAGUCCUCCUCUGAAGCCAGUUCUGUAGAUACCUACCAGCUUGUUGGGACAGCAGGCCUACUUCAGGAGGGUAGGGACAGACCAGACCAAGAAGGCAGUACUUACGAGCAGAUUCCACCCUGCUGGCAUGGCACUGCCAAGCUCCCAUACCCUGGAGUCAGUCUCACAUACAGCCAACUCUCAGGGCCCAUGGACUGUGGCCAUGAGAAGAUCUUGGGGACCUCUCAGCUCCCAGAGCCAGGGAACACCUAUGAGCAAAUCCCAGCCUCCAAGAACAAGGAUACUGGACGGGUGAACAAGCCUGACAAGUUCCGGAGGUUCUUCUUCACAGACAAGAGGCACAAAUUCUGA